AAACUUUUGUUGCCAAUACAUUGAAUUUUAUUGAUAAAAUUAAGGAUACUCCAAAUUAUGGAAAGUGGCUGACAUUUGUUGAAAAACUAAAAGAAGAGUUUCCAGAUUUCCAUUUUAUUGGAGAAAAUUCUAUUGUUGCUAUUGAUGCUGUAGUUAAUGCUAUAAAAAACAAAAUUGCUAACUUUAAGCAAUCUUUAACUUAUGAAUCUUAUAUAUUGAUGCCUCUUGAACAUUUCCUCUUUCUUAAGAGUUCAAAGAACAAGAAAUCAAUGACUUUGGUGCGAAAAAUAAAAUUAAGAAUGUGUGUCUCAAAGAUUAUAAGUUACACCUGGAAGGAACACAAGAGCAAAUUAAAAAACUGGAAACAUUUAUAGAAAAUUUAAGAAAGGAUACCAGCUCACAAGAAGUGAAAUUAGAAAUGUUUAGAUUUCGAGAAUUUCUGCAGAGUGAAGAAGGAAACACUUUCUUGUGUGAAAUGCAGAAGAAAUCUGAGAGUAUAAUAUCUUUAAAUUCAGAUUUAGGAAGUGAAACAGACGGAAUACUAAAUUUUGUGUAUAAAAACUGUGAAAUAGUGUUGAAGGAAGAUGACAUCACGACUCUGGACACAGAUGCUAUUGUUAAUGCUGCAAAUGGUAAAUUGGAUCAUAAGGGAGGAAUUGCGGCAGCCAUUGUGCAGAAAGGUGGGUUUGAAAUUCAAAUUGAAUCUAACAAAAUUAUGAAUCGAAGAAGGAGUGAACUGAAAACUGGAGAAGUAGUGUCAACUAAAGCUGGAAAACUCAAAUGCAAGACUAUCAUUCAUGCUGUUGGACCCGUUUGGAAUAAUGGACGAACCCAUGAAAUUUUUUACCUUUCAAGAGCUGUUCAAAAUUGUUUGGCAUUCCUUGAAGAAAAGUCUUAUACAUCAAUUGCAAUUCCUGCCAUCAGUACAGGUAUUUAUGGUAUACCCAUAGAAGAAGGAACCAAAUGUACAGUAAAGACGAUAAAGAAUUAUCUUGAUACUCACACAAAUUCUAAAAUAAAACAUAUUUGUUUAAUUGAUGUACGGAAGGAAGUAAUCAGAGCUUUUAAGCUUCAUCUAGAAAUGGUGUUUGGAAUCAGUAAAAGCAGAGAAACCACAUCAAGCUCGUCCAUUCCUGGUCCAAGACAGGAACCAUCCUCUGUGACACCCAGAACUAAUGUGGCAUCUGGAGUAAAUCCUGGCAUCAAAAUAAACCUAAUGAUUGAUUCAAUUUCUAAUGCAUCUGUUGAUGUCAUCGUUAACAGCUCCAAUGAAGAACUCCAGCUUCACAAGGGUUCUAUUUCCAAAUCUAUUCUCAAAGCUGCUGGUUCACAGAUACAAGUUGAAUGUAACCAGAAAUAUCCUCGAGGUAUUUCUGCAUCUGAAAUAGCCAUUACUAAAGGAUAUAACCUCAAAUGUAAGAAUGUAUUUCAUCUGGCAUUACCUCCCUGGGGUGAAAAUUCUUCUGAUUCAACUCUGGCAAACUUGACUCAAAUAAUAACCAUUUGUCUGGAAAAUGCUGAGAGAAUUGGAGCAAAAUGCCUGGCAUUUCCUAUAUUAGGGGCUGGGAUAUUGAAGUACCCGAUUGAAAACCUACCCAGAACAAUGUAUGAAGCCGUGAAAAACUACUCAAACCAAAAUUCAAGCCAGAUCAAAGAUGUAGACUUUGUGGUUUAUCCUCAAGACACAGAAGUAGUAAAGGAAUUUGAUGAAUAUCUCCGAAACAGAGAAACUAAAUUAUCAAGCCCAUCCUUUCCUGGUCCACAACUGAAAACAGUCUCUAUCAUACCCAGAACUAAUGUGGCAUCCGGAGAAAAUGCUGGCAUUAAAAUAAACUUAAUGAUUGGUUCAAUUUCUAAUGUAUCUGUUGAUGUCAUCGUUAACAGCACCAAUGAACACCUCCAGCUUGACAGUGGUUCUAUCUCCAAAUCUAUUCUCAAUGCUGCUGGUCCACAGAUACAAGCUGAAUGUAACCGGAAAUAUCCUCAAGGUAUUUCUACAUCUAAAAUAGCCAUCACUGAAGGAUAUAACCUCAACUGUGAGAAUGUAAUUCAUCUGGCAUUACCUCCCUGGGAUGAAAAUUCAUCUGAUUCAAUAUUGCGAAACUUGACUAGCAUGGUAGACACUUGUCUAGGAACUGCUUCAUGUCUUAGUGCAAAAAGCCUUGCAUUUCCUAUAUUAGGAGCUGGAGUAUUGAAAUAUCCCAUUGAAAAACUACCUGGAACUAUGUAUGAAGCAGUCAAAGAGUCACCUCGAAAAUACGAUAUCAAAGAUGUUUACUUUGUUGUUUUCCCUAAAGACACAGAAAUAGUAAAG
This is a messenger RNA of Octopus sinensis (East Asian common octopus), 2314 nucleotides long. Its product is annotated as protein mono-ADP-ribosyltransferase PARP14-like. Lineage: Eukaryota; Metazoa; Mollusca; Cephalopoda; Octopoda; Octopodidae. The annotation marks the transcript as partial. The transcript has 10 exons. The record is from RefSeq and is a predicted model, not a curated record. Gene Ontology annotation, molecular function: transcription corepressor activity. Gene Ontology annotation, cellular component: nucleus; cytoplasm. Gene Ontology annotation, biological process: negative regulation of gene expression.